Molecule: messenger RNA, 5559 nt
Organism: Zea mays
Lineage: Eukaryota; Viridiplantae; Streptophyta; Magnoliopsida; Poales; Poaceae
Product: GYF domain-containing protein
Exons: 10
Coding region: 177-5297 (1706 amino acids)
Molecular function (GO): protein binding
Source: RefSeq, a predicted model, not a curated record
AAGGGGCCUGUACGCAAAUGUGGCAUCCGGGAAUCGUGUGCCGUGGUCUGCGCCCGGUUUUCUAUCGUAGCUGAAGGGACACCCCACACCCGCCCGCUCGCUUCCGCUCCUCCGUUCCCAAACCUCCCCAACCAGCAGCUCUAGGGUUUUCGCCGCCGCCGCCGCCGCCGCCGCCCAUGGCCGCCACUCCGGACCGAGCCAAUGCCGACCUCCGCCAUGGCCUCUCCGUCGACACCCCCCUGCCGCCCCAGAUUGCCAGAGAGAAGCAAGGCCUUGAUACUGAAAUACCCCUUUCUCCUCAGUGGCUUAUGAAGGUGGGGGAAAACAAGGAUCCUGUUUCACAUGGUAUCCGCUCAGAUGUUUCAAAAACAUCAGGGGCUGGUGAAGACCAAGGCUACAAUACGAAGAAAAAGGAUGUUUUCAGGGCUUCAGUUCUUGAUGGUGAAACUGGGCGUCGUGACCGCUGGCGCGAUGAUGAAAGGGAACCAAAUUCAACCCAUCGGUGGAGUCGCUGGAGGGAGACAGAUAAGGAACAUGGCGAUGCACGCAAAGCGGAAAGAUGGUCAGAUGACACCUCCAAGCAUUCUGUGGAUGGACGUCGUGUUCCGCAGGAGCGCUGGGGCGAUUCCAAUAAUAAGGAUGGCAGUUAUGACCAACGACGUGAGAAUAAGUGGACUGCACGUUGGGGUUCCAAUGAUAAGGAGUCUGAAAAUUGGCGUGAUAGGUGGGGGGAUUCAGGCAAAGAGGGUGAUGCUUACCGUGAAAAAGGUUUAUCUCACCAUGGGAAGGAUGCCAACAGUUAUGAAAAGGAUGACAAUAUUUCUCGUUCAUGGAAACCUAGUUAUUCCGCAGGCCGUGGGCGUGGAGAUUUGCCAAAUUAUACUUCUCAGACACUGCCGAAAUCACCUGCUCCUUCUGGAUAUGGUAGGGGGAAGCUAGACAAUGAUUUUGCAAAGUUUCCAAACAGUCGUGGAAAGUUCACAUCUGGUACAAGUGCAAUCAGUAGUGGAUCUUCACGACCAUUCCAUCUUGGUCUUCUUUCUGACAGACCUGGUGGUAUAUCAGAUCGUUCGGCAUUCAGAUACAGUAGGCUGAAAUUGCUUGACAUAUACCGAAAUUGUGAUGUCACUGAUUUUAAGUUAUCUGUUGAUUGUUUGGAGGAACUCUCUGUGUUCAUGCAAGAGGAUGUUUUAGAACCUUUAGCACUAUCUGCUCCUGUUGCUGAAGAAGCGACCAUUUUAAAAGCUAUUGACAAAGGGGAUAUCGUAAACAGUGGUGUCCAUCAGGCUUCUAAAGAUGGUUCUGUUGGAAAAGCUGGUAGAGAAGACCAGCCAGGAGGUGUGGAAGUCUCAGGUCUUGCUGGAAAUACUGAUUUGGCAGCAAGAGGGGAACCAAUGCAUCCUGCGACAUCUACUUAUGUUGUUCCACAAAGGUCACAGUUUAUUGGAGAACAUAAACUUGGACCAUCUGAAUUUGGGCAUCAAAUACCUAAUUUCUUAAAUCAAGAAUCAAAAACUGUUGGCAUGUUGGGUUUUGAUAACUUUGCCAGUCCAGUGCAUUCUCAUCCUAAUCCAGAAAACCUCUCUCUAUACUAUAAAGAUCCACAAGGUCAAAUUCAAGGCCCUUUUUCUGGUGCCGAUAUUAUUGGCUGGUUUGAGACUGGUUAUUUUGGCAUUGAUUUGCUGGUUCGUCCAGUGAAUGCACCCCAUGAUGUUCCUUUCUUAAUGCUUGGGGAUGUUAUGCCUCACCUGCGAGCAAAGGUAAGGCCCCCACCAGGAUUUGCCACUUCAAAGCCAAGUGAUAUGCUAGCUCCAGAGACCCUACCUACAGGGAAGUUUGUCAGCUCUAGCAUGCAAGCAGGAUCAACUGGCAUUGGAAUAUUUGACAGUGGGCCAAUCAGGAAAGAUAAUGCUGUUGAGGCUCAAAAUCGUUUCCUGGAGUCACUUAUGUCCAAUAGUGCGCGGAAUCCUUCGGCAGGCACUAUCUCUAUAACUGGAGGUAUGAAUGAACUUGUUAGUACUAGCUUUGGCAACAUUUCUGUGCGCGGAGGUGAGAGCGGGGUCAAUCUGAACUAUCUUUUGGCACAGAAAGGACUGUUGGAGAGACAAAACUCUUUGCAAAACCCUGUUUCAUAUUGGACAGGAGAUGCUCCAGCAUCAAAAGUACAUCCCAUGGCUGAUACAUCUCGCCAAUCUUUGCAAUCUCAAAAUGUUGAUUUACUAGCCAUGCUGCAACCAAAGGAGAAGCCUCAAGUUCCUACUGGUAAUUCGGGUCUGCCACUAUGCUCCAAUUACCCUGAAGCAAGUAUCGUUAAUCCCAACUUGCAUAGUGGAGAUCUUGCUCAAGGGGCUCUUAAUAUGCGUCAAGAUAUGCAGAACUCCCAGAACAUUGGUAUUGGAGUUCAACAACACAACUUAAUGCCACAAAACCGACCAGCUUUGGCUCAGUUGCCAUCUGAGAAGCUUGCUGAGAUGUCUCAAGAUCCACAACUGUUAAAUAUGAUUCGUCAAGAUCUGCAGAACUCCCAGAACAUUGGUAUUGGAUUUCAACAACACAACUUAAUGCCACAAAACCGACCAGCUUUGGCUCAGUUGCCACCUGAGAAGCUUGCCGAGAUAUCUCAAGAUCCACAAAUGUUAAAUAUGCUUCAGCAGCAAUAUCUUUUGUCACAACUACAGUUGCAGUCUCAGACACCUUUUACACCUCAGCCUCCACUCUCUAUGUUGGACAAGAUGUUAUUGCUCAAGCAGCAGCAGCAGCAGCAGCAACUGCAGCAGCAGCAACAACAACUGCAACAGCAACUGGAGCAGCAACAAAAGCUAUUGUUGCAGCAGCAACUGCUCUCUCAGAUGGUGCCUCACGCGCAUCCUAAUCAACACACUGAUGAUUCUUAUGCAUUGAAGUAUACUUCUGUGCCAUCUGAUGAUUCUACCAGUCUUGGUUUUAGAAGAAUGCAAGAGGCUAUUGAAGUAGAUCAGAAAUUUUCUGUCCAUGGUAUGCAAGUGGGUCAACAACCUAGUCAGUCAAUUAUGAAUUUUAGAAAUAUGGAUGGUAUAGCUUUAUUGCAAAAUCCUGUAACUGCACUGCCGGUGCCCCAUGAAACUGCUGUGGGUGCACUUCCAAAAGAGGACCACUCUCGUCCUGGAAUGUCGGAAGAUUUUGCAAAUGUCGACUUACAAUUGAAAUCAACUAUGGUACACUCAAAGCUGGUGGAAGUUGCAGAUAGGAACGAGGGUUUUAAAUCUCACGAAGUGGACACUGCAGCAGAAAAAAAUAAAAUGUCUGAAAAGGAGUUGAAUUCUGGAUCUACUAUAAUCAUGGGGAGUGCUUCUGAUGAAGCUAAGAAUUUGCAUGAACCACCACUAGAUCCAAAGUCAGAAAAUUUAUCUUCUGAUAUUUCUGGUCAGGUUCAAGAGUCAAACCUGUCUGCAGAAGAUACGCCUCCUGGCAUCACAGCAGCUGUGGCAACUGAAGUAAAAGUUACUGAUACACAGGAGACCAAAAAAGCAGAAAAGAAAAGGAAGCAAAAGAAAAAACAGGCUGCUGCAGAUGCUGGCAAAGGAACAUCAAAGGCGGUUGUAGCCCAGCAGCAAAGGCAGGAAACUGAGGUUGACAAUUCUGAUAUUGGUGGUAAUAAGCAUGAUUUAACAGAUGAUACAGAGGAACUAUUUUGGGGUUCACCUAUCAGAGUGCAAAAUGAGAUUUUACCCUCCAAAAGUUUUCCAGAGGAACAUGACGCUGACAAAGCUGAAUCGCAGUUUAGUUCUCUAUCAUCUGAUCCUCAUAGCAUGGCAAGCCAGCGUGCAUGGAAACAACCUACUCAAGGUCUCAGGCCUAAGUCACUGCUAGAAAUCCAAGCUGAGGAACAACUGCGUGCACAGAAAGGAUUAACUACUGAAACUGCUAAGCCAGCAGCUUCAGUUCCUUCAAUUUCUUGGAGUGGCAUGUCAAUAUCUUCCGAGCAACAUUAUGGGGGUUCAAAUAUAUCAUUGGGAAGUAUGGAAAGUGCUGUUGAGAGAAAUAAAAGAAGCCAGUUGCAUGAUUUGCUGGCAGAAGAAGUUCUGGCGAGGUCAAGCAUUGCAGAUAAUGAGAAUAAUGCCAACGAUGCAUUUUUCUCUCCUCUGUCGCCUGCUGCUGUUCAGGCUGAUGCUCCUGCCCUUGAUGAUAAUGACUUCAUUGAGGCCAAGGACAAAAAGAACAAAAAGAGGUCAGCAAAAACAAAAGCUUCUACUGUGAAGGCUCCAUCACCUGUUGUUUCCUUUGAUCCACCAGCUAUUUCGAUGCCUUCUGAAAAGGGAAAGUCUGCCAAGCAAGCACAACAGGAGUUAGAAAUAUUGCCAGCUCCACCAAGUGGUCCAUCGUUUGGAGAUUUUGUUCUUUGGAAGAGUGAUCAGACUAGCUCUGUGCCUGCUCCAGCAUGGUCUAAUGACUCAGCAAAGGUGCAGAAACCUUUGUCUUUGAGAGAUAUUCAGAGAGAACAAGAAAGGAGAACCGCAUCUAUCCAGCAACAAGCACCCUCACCAACUCCAGCAAAGGUGGCCCCGAACCAAAGAAGUCAUGUGAAUGCUUCUUCCUGGCAAGCUUCUGGACCACCUCCAUCACAGGCAGUUGCCCCUGUCCAAAUGAGUUCCAAUGCUCCCAGUCAUUCCAGGUCAAGUGCUGAAGAUGAUUUGUUUUGGGGCCCUUCUGAGCACUCCAAACAAGAUACAAAGCAGUCUGAGUUUCCAAGUCUGUUGAGCCAAAGCAGAAGUUCCAUGAUGAAGGAUCAUUCUGCACUGAAUCGUCAAAAGUCUCAGGCAGGCAGAUUGCCAGUUCCUUCUGCUGCUACUGCAAACCAAUCUGGCAAAGGGAAAGCAGAGGCUACAAACAAGCAGACUGAGGCAAUGGACUUCAGAGAUUGGUUGGAUAGUGAAUGGGCCAAGCUUACUGGAACAAAUGAUGUAAGCUUCCUUGAGUUCUGCAUAAAGCAAUCAACUACCGAAGCGGAAAUACUCCUCCAUGAGAACAUUGGUUCCCUUGACCGCAACCACGAGUUCAUCGACAAGUUCCUCAACUACAAGGCCUUCCUGUCAGCAGAUGUGAUCCACAUGGCCUUCCAAGCUCCCAGCAGCCGUGGUGACGGUGCAGGGUGGGCAAACCCUGCUGCUGCAGCUAGAGGAGGCACGGUCAUAGACGCGGAGCUGGAUGGCGGCGGGAAGAAAAAGGGGAAGAAGGGGAAGAAGGUGAGUGCCGCAGUGUUGGGGUUCAACGUGGCGAGCAACCGUAUAAUGAUGGGCGAGAUCCAGAACGUGGAUUAGGAGGAUGGCGGCACACCAACACCACCGUGUAUAUAACAUAGUUUGGCCUUUGGUUACAUGCCACCGAAGUCUCAGGGCUCGAGGGAAGCUGGGGGUGCUCGGAAUGGCGGUCUGGUCUACCUGUUUUUGCCGAGGGUGGGAAACUGAGCUUAGAUACAGGGUCAUGUGCUGGUGAUUUUGGGUUCCUGUAACAAUUGGUUAGGAUCCUGUAACGGACAGAAAUAUUUUCUUCAAUAGAAACUCACCAGAUGGAUUCAGUUCA